Messenger RNA from Betta splendens (Siamese fighting fish), 4677 nucleotides. RefSeq names its product large tumor suppressor kinase 1 (gene lats1). Gene Ontology annotation, biological process: positive regulation of apoptotic process; peptidyl-serine phosphorylation; regulation of organ growth. The record is from RefSeq and is a predicted model, not a curated record. Gene Ontology annotation, molecular function: protein serine/threonine kinase activity; ATP binding. Bases 260 to 3421 code for a protein of 1053 amino acids. The transcript has 8 exons. NCBI's taxonomy places the organism in Eukaryota, Metazoa, Chordata, Actinopteri, Anabantiformes, Osphronemidae.
CAGACAUCCCAGGAAUUCGCGACAACUAGGAAUCAAUCCGCUCCGCACAACAAGGACCAUUUGAGGUAAAAUCGCGUCCAUGCGGCCGAGAAAGGUCGAAUGAACUUCGUUUGUUUGUUAAAACAAAAAAGAAUCAAAGAGACUGGCAGCUACGGACGCAGCAGCAUGCGAAUGUGAAGUCAGACACCUGAGACCCGUGCAACCCUGGACUAAGUGACAUCCUCUUUCUCCCCUUCAUCGUCACCAUACAUGCUCUUACAUGAAGAGAGGGGAGAAACCCGAAGGAUACAGACAAAUGAGGCCCAAAACGUUCCCUGUCACCAACUAUAGCGGCAACAGCCAACAAAUGCUGCAGGAAAUAAAAAACAGCCUGCGCAACUUGCCAAAACCCUCCGACCCACCGAAAGUGGACUUAGGAGCUUCAAAAAUUAUCCCUGAAGAUCCGAGACAGCAAGGACGCAGCAGUAACACUAAAUACCCCUACCACAAGGCCUUACAGGAAAUCAAAAGAUCUCUGCAGCCCUUCGCCAAUGAGCCCCACUCUUCAGGGCCUGAGGUGAACACACGUACAUCUCUGGAACCCCCCAGUGCAGGCUUUAAGGAGCCAAGCUCCAGUCGUGGCGUGGCAAAGGUGAACUACCAGAACUCUAUGAGAGACUCAAACACUACAGGACUGAAACCUCCAGGUCCUUCCCAUGUGUCACAGCCGGUGCUGAGGCGGCCAAGCUGGAAAGGCUCUAAAGAAUCAUUGGCUCCCCGACAUCCCAUGAUGGUAGAAGGAUUAAUUUACCGCCCUGACAGUCCUGGACCAACUUCUGCUUUUCCAUCGGUCCACCCUGCUAGCAACCAGAGAGUAAACCCUCCGGUGCCACCUCAGGUGCGCAGUGUCACUCCUCCUCCAAACCGUAACGGCAUGCCGGCUGCAUCGUCCUGGGACAGCAACCCGUCAACAAAACGUUACUCUGGCAACAUGGAUUAUGUUGUGUGGCCCGAUGUAUACCAAGCUGCAGCCCCUCAGAAUCAGCGUGGAAUCAGCCCAGGGCCUGUGGGACACCAGCCCAUUAUAAUGCCAAGCUCCGGGGGGAAUAAGUUUACUUUCCCUUCUAGCAGGCCACAGAAUGGCUCCUCUCAGCCAGACUACAUGUCAGUGGGCAGCAGACAGCCCCCUCCCCCAUAUCCCAUUAAUCAGAGCAGCCGACACAGUCCCACAGACCAGCAGAUGCAGGGGGGAGGACCUGCAUCCUCUCCCUCUUACCUGAAUGGUGGGAACAUCCCCCAGUCCCUGUUGGUUCCCAACAGGAACAGUCAUAACCUUGAAAUGUGCAACAUAGGUCCUCCUCAGCCUUGGUCUCAACCCCCGCUCUCUAAUCAGCCACAGUCUUCCUCCGGCAACAGCAGCAACCAAGAUCUGUCCCCGUCGUGGCAACACAACAUGCCGGUGCGCUCCAACUCCUUCAACAAUCACCAGGUAAAUGGAAGAGCGGCCCACGCAGCCAGUUCCCAGCCCUCUGCCACUACCGUCACUGCCAUCACCCAGGCUCCCAUCCUGCAGUCAGUCAAAAGCAUACGUGUCCAGAAACCUGAGUUACACACUGCUGUUGCACCUACACACCCUCCAUGGAUGCAGCAGGCUCCACCACCUGCACCUACCUACCCAGAACCCCCAGCUCCUGUCUCUCAGAUCCCAGAGGUACCCAGCUACCAAGGUCCCCCUCCACCUUACCCUAAGCACCUCCUCCAGCCGCCGACUGCACCGUGCCCCCCAGCGUACGAUUCAGCGGCCGUUAAGAUCAACUCCGACAGGGAGGAGUCUCCGCCAGAGGAAGAGAACAGCGGUGGCGACGCAGCGACAGAGAAGGAAAACAAGCAGAUCUCAACAUCUCCUCUUCUCGUGCGCCGUAACAAGGACGAGGAGCGGAGGGGGGAGUCCGGCAGAGUGAACCUUUACUCCCCUCAGGCUUUUAAGUUCUUCAUGGAGCAGCACGUGGAGAACAUCCUAAAGAACCAUCAGCAGCGGAUUCGGAGGAGGAGGCAGCUGGAAUGUGAAAUGCAAAGGGUGGGUCUGUCAUCAGAUGCUCAGGAGCAGAUGCGUAAAAUGCUGAAUCAGAAAGAAUCCAACUACAUUCGCCUAAAGAGGGCAAAGAUGGAUAAGUCCAUGUUCAAACGAAUCAAGACCCUCGGUAUCGGAGCCUUUGGUGAGGUGUGUUUGGCCAGAAAAGAGGACACAGGAGCUCUGUACGCCAUGAAAACGCUUCGCAAGAAAGAUGUGCUGCUGAGGAACCAGGUGGCCCACGUCAAGGCUGAGCGGGACAUCCUAGCUGAAGCCGACAACGAGUGGGUGGUGCGUCUCUACUACUCCUUCCAAGACAAGGACAACCUGUACUUUGUCAUGGAGUACAUCCCUGGCGGGGACAUGAUGAGCCUUCUCAUUCGACUGGGCAUCUUCAAAGAGGAGCUGGCUCGGUUUUACAUCGCAGAGCUCACCUGUGCUCUGGAGAGCGUGCACAAGAUGGGCUUCAUCCACCGGGAUAUCAAACCUGACAACAUCCUCAUAGACCGAGACGGACACAUAAAGCUCACUGACUUCGGCCUCUGCACAGGCUUCCGUUGGACACACGACUCCAAGUACUACCAGAGCGGCGACCACGUCCGUCAGGACAGCAUGGAUUUCAGUAAGGAAUGGGAGGACUCGGCCAACUGCCGCUGUACUGACCGUCUGAAGCCUCUGGAGAGGAGGAAGGCCAGGCAGCACCAGCGCUGCUUGGCCCACUCGCUGGUGGGGACACCCAACUACAUAGCACCAGAAGUACUGCUCAGAACAGGUUACACCCAGCUCUGCGAUUGGUGGAGCGUUGGCGUCAUCCUGUAUGAAAUGGUUGUUGGACAACCUCCAUUCUUAGCAACCACACCCCUGGAGACACAGCUGAAGGUGAUAAACUGGAAAAGCACGCUUCACAUUCAACCGGCAGCCAAGCUCAGUCCCGAGGCGUCAGACCUCAUAGUUAAACUGUGCCGAGGUCCUGAGGACCGUCUGGGUAAGAACGGUGCCGACGAAAUAAAAGCCCAUCCUUUCUUCAAAGCCACCGACUUCUCCAGCGACCUGAGGCAGCAGGUGGCGCCCUACAUCCCCACCAUCGCCCACUCCACAGACACCUCCAACUUUGACCCCGUGGACCCUGAUAAGCUGUGGAGCAAAGGCAGUGAUGACGAGGACAACCACAACGACACCCUCUCCAUCUGGUUCCGCAAGGGCACACACCCAGAACAUGCGUUCUACGAGUUCACCUUCCGCCGCUUCUUUGAUGACAACGGUCACCCAUACAGCUGCCCCAAGCCCAUCGAGUACGAGGGCUAUAACGAGGAUGAGGAUUCAGAGGGGCCGGGGCAGCAGGCUGUUGGCAGCUCAGCCACACAGGGCUGAGACCUGGUCUACGUGUACCACCAGUGGGCGCUCUGCUGCUUGUACAGUAUAGCAUGUAAAACAUGAAACAUAGGAAACACUGCAGCGCACAGGAUGAUGUUCACAGACCCUGAUUUUAAACAAGAACACUCACACUAAGAGUUAAUGGAUCAGUUUUAUCCUUUGCUCUAGAGUUAAUGGUAUGGAGGAGUUGGGUUCUGCUAAGUUACCAGACACAUAGUGUCACAGUUUCAGCAUAAAAAGAUAAGAGUGAUGUCAGUCUUCUAAUACCUUCAUGAAGAAAGGGAGCUGCCUGGUUUCCAGAAAUGUGUGAGGGGCAGCUGGACAUGUGCUGCAGAGGAACCAAACAUCAUCAGGGUGCUUGAAAACCAAGAGAACUCCUCUCAAAUGCCCAGAAAGCCUUAACUUAUUUAAAAAGAAACGGUAACAGGUGAUGCUAGAGUAGAUGCUGUUUGAGAGUGCAGAUUCUUUAUCGGUACAAAUUGUCCUAAUUUAUAUUUGAAUUUCUGUUGCAAUGGGGAAUUUUUGUGUUGUAGAAAUUUGCAGGGAUAAAUUGCUGUAAUGAUUCAUUACUGUGCCUUUUUGAUUUUUUUUAUUAUUUCACCAAAUAUAAAGAUGGCAAAUAAUCAGAAUAGCAGUAGUGUGAUUGAACUACAGUAGAUUUCUUUUAUUUUUCUAAUUUAUACCUAAAAUGUAUUUAUAAAUUAAGUUGUACACUGCUGUAAAUAUGUUUCUCUUCCCUGUCGGCUGUUUGUUUUCUCCUUAGGGCAGGCCCUCGUCGGUGUCCACUGCUGCUGCCUUGUAUCUUAUACACAGAAACACUAAUCCACAGGACUCUAGUAGAUUUAAUUGCUCGUUUGUCAACCAAAACACCAAACAGGUGGUUUGUGAAGUUUAGAAAACAUCACAAUAUCGUGAGAUCAUUUGGGUGAUAAUACACUACCAGAAAUAUAAGGAACCUGCUCCUGUCUACGUUUUACGUUAUGUACAAGGUCCUGGGGAAGCAGUCUGUCUACAGCUGAGGUGGUGUUGCCUCUACUGGAUGGAUGGACUGCUUCCCAAAACAAUAUGAUGGUUUUUGUAACUCGCUGUACUUUGUGUUUAGCAAGUGAUUCCUGAAUGUAGUUACUUUGGAUUUAAUGGUGACCACUGGCAUUCUGCACUGGUUUUGUGUUUUCAUUAUGAGAACAUAUUUUGUGGAUGUUGUUGUUGUGGGUCCAGGGAAGAGGGUGAUGAAUAAAGAAUGUUAAAGAAAA